CUAGCAGACGACGUUUACACGUCGUAAUGGAAUAUUACGUUGUUCAAUGUCGUUCACUGAUAAAUACAAUUACGUCAUACAGAAAUAAUGUUAAAAAUUUGACGAGUUGACUAUUCACGUAUAGUCUCGACUCUUCUAUGACGGUUUGCGUCUCUCAGAGAUCCGGUUCACAAUUAAUCAGUCUUUAUUGGGUGCCAUAUAAAAUUUAAAUCGUUGGCCCAUAAAAUCGUUUCAUGUUCGUUUUGAUCUAAGUGGAAGAAGAAGCUGGGUCUUCCACUUACAUAACUUUUCUUUUUGACUAGUUUACUGAAAGUGCAAUGGAAAUAGACCAGUCAUCAGUCAUUGCUCAGGUUUCUCCUGGGACUGUAUCACAAGUUGAUAAGAGUUGGUGGAGCCCAAGCAAUUUCAUACAGUGGUGCCCUACAUCAAUGUCUCUCCUUCAGAUAGCAGAACGUAGGAUUCUUAAAGUAAUCAAGACACCAUUUGAGGGGAAAUAUGUCAAUGUUGGCAAGUGUGUUGGAGGUGUUGAGAACAAAAUAUGGACCUUGGUGCUAAACAAGAAUGCAGAAAAAACACCAUUAGUUUUGCUUCAUGGCUUUGCUUCGGGUGUUGCAUUGUGGUGUCUUAACCUUGAUACCCUUGCAUGGAAUAGGCCUGUAUAUGCCAUGGACCUUUUAGGUUUUGGUUCCAGCAGUAGACCAAAUUUCAGUAGCAAUGCUUUAGAAGCAGAAUCCCAAAUGGUAAAAUCUAUUGAAGAAUGGAGAAAGCAAGUUGGACUGGAAAAAUUUGUUUUGCUUGGUCAUAGUAUGGGAGGCUUCCUUGCCUCCGCUUACGCUCUACAACAUCCAGACCGUGUUACGCACGUUAUCCUGGCAGAUCCGUGGGGAUUUCCCGAUCGGCCUUCUGGUAAUGAUGCCAAUACCCGUAUUCGAAUUCCUUUUUGGGUUAAGGGAAUCGCAUAUCUACUUCAGCCUUUCAACCCACUUUGGCUAAUCCGGGUGUCAGGACCUCUAGGACCUCGUAUAGUGCAGCGUGCUCGUCCCGACAUAUUUCGAAAAUAUACCGAAGCGGUCGAGGAUGCCGAUGUAGCCAUUUCGGAAUACAUUUAUCAUUGCAAUGCACAAAAUCCGACAGGGGAAGCGUGCUUUCAUGCUAUGAUGGCGAGUUUUGGAUGGGCCAAAUAUCCCAUGCUGCAUCGAAUCUCGGCCCUGAGAUCAGAUGUUCCUCUGACAUUUAUCUAUGGAGCGAGGUCGUGGGUCGAUAGACAUCCAGGCCAGAUUAUUAAAGAAAACAGAAAAGAGUCGUCGGUUGAAAUGCACGUUAUUGGCGGGGCUGGUCAUCACGUGUACGCAGACAAAAAGGACGAGUUUCAUCGUCUUGUGUUGGCAGCCUGCCAAUCAGCGGAUAGUUUGUCCGUCACGAGGAAUGUAAUGGUCGAAGAGAAAUCUACUGAAGCUGAAGAGCGGGUGCACGAGUUGCAAACAGAAAUUAGUCAUACGGUCUUAGGAGCGAUGCAAGUAACCGAAACACUUGAAAGACCUUGAAACCCAUAGAAAUGGAUAUGAAAAGAAUUGCCUGUGUUGAAAGCAAACUUUGCAUACCAAACAUAUGUAAAUUCUGUUCGAAUGUGUGCACUUUCGAGUUAGUGAACUCACAAGAAUGUAGGGUGCUCCGUUCAACAACAUUUCUUUCCUUCGUUUUUGUUAUUCGUGCUGUAUACGAGAGAAUAAAGAAUAUAAUUAAUUGCUUUCAAAAAAGGAAA
Molecule: messenger RNA, 1762 nt
Organism: Daphnia magna
Lineage: Eukaryota; Metazoa; Arthropoda; Branchiopoda; Diplostraca; Daphniidae
Product: (Lyso)-N-acylphosphatidylethanolamine lipase
Exons: 9
Coding region: 318-1544 (408 amino acids)
Cellular component (GO): lipid droplet
Source: RefSeq, a predicted model, not a curated record